AUGAGUUAUAGUUCAGCAAGUUCAGAAUUAGAGAAGAAAAAUGAUCAGAUGAAGGACGGAUUUCAGCCGUACAGGAUGAGCAUCGAGGAAGUUACAGCAUAUUUCGAUACGGAUAUCGAAAAUGGAUUAACCUCGUCUCAAGCAAAGACCGUAUACGACAUCAAAGGAGGAAAUAACUUAGGGGACGAUGAUAAGAUCUCGUAUUCUAAGAUUUUUGCCCAUCAAAUGUUCAAUGCGAUGAUUUUGGUGUUAAUUAUUUCGAUGGUUAUUGCCUUGGCAAUCAGAGACUGGAUUACGGGGGGUGUGAUUGGUUUUGUUGUUUUCAUCAAUAUCCUGGUGGGGUUUGUACAGGAAUUAAAGGCAGAGAAGACCAUGGGGUCCUUGAGAUCAUUGAGUUCGCCUACUGCAUUUGUAUUAAGAAAUGGUGAUGAUGUGACCAUCCCGGCAGAUGAAGUGGUUCCAGGUGAUAUUGUGCAUAUUAAAGUUGGGGACACCGUUCCUGCAGAUUUACGUUUGAUAGACACCAUGAACCUUGAAUCCGAUGAAGCUUUGUUAACAGGGGAAUCGUUGCCUACUGUAAAGGACCACAACGAGAUCUAUCCCGAUCGCUCAGUUCCUAUUCCAGUUGGAGACCGUCUUAAUAUGGCUUUCAGUUCAUCUGUGGUUUCUAAGGGUCGUGGUGUCGGUAUUGCUGUUGCAACAGGUUUAGAUACUGAGAUUGGUACAAUCGCCCAAUCAUUACGUGGUAACGAUGGGUUGAUCAGAAAAGUGGAUAAGUCAAAUGAUCGUAAGCCAAAGAAGAGAGAAUACUCCUUUGCUUUUUUUGGUACUUGUAAAGACAUCUGUCUUAAUAUCUUAGGUGUUAACGUUGGUACUCCAUUGCAAAGAAAAUUAUCGCUUUUGGCUAUUUUCUUGUUCUGUGUUGCGGUUAUAUUUGCUAUUGUUGUUAUGGGAUCUCAGAGAAUGAUUGUUAACAGGGAAGUUGCUAUAUAUGCUAUCUGUGUUGCUUUGUCAAUGAUUCCUUCUGCAUUGAUUGUUGUAUUGACUAUUACGAUGGCAGUGGGUGCACAAGUAAUGGUGCUGAAAAACGUUAUUGUUAGAAAAUUAGAUUCUUUAGAAGCUUUGGGUGGGAUUAAUGAUAUUUGUUCAGAUAAAACUGGUACAUUAACCCAAGGUAAGAUGAUUGCUAAAAGAGUAUGGAUUCCUAAUGUUGGUACUUAUUCGGUUGAUAAUUUGAAUGAGCCAUAUAAUCCAACAGUCGGUGACAUGUCAUUCACCAAAUAUAGUCCUAGGUACGCUAAGGAUGCAGAUGAAGAAAUUAACUUUUUACCUAAUUUGCCUGACCAACCAAAGAAUUUUGAAAAUUGGUUAUAUACUGCAACAUUAGCUAACAUUGCUACAAUUAACCAAGCCAAAGAUGAAGAUUCUGGUGAAUUAGUUUGGAAGGCUCAUGGUGAUGCUACCGAAAUUGCAAUUCAAGUGUUCACUACCAGGUUGGAUUAUGCUAGAGUAUCAUUACAAGGUAAUUACGAACACAUAAGUGAAUACCCUUUUGAUUCCACUAUUAAAAGAAUGUCGGCUGUUUAUAAGUCUAAAGAAAAUGGAGAAACCAGAGUCUAUACCAAAGGUGCCGUUGAAAGGAUCUUGGGUAUUUGUACUCAUUGGUUAGGACAUUCGGACAAUUACGAAGAAGACUAUGACGCUAAUUAUGAUAAUUCUAAACCAAUUGAAAUGACUGAUGAUGACAGAGCUUUGAUUGAGGACAACAUGAAUGCAUUAUCAUCGCAGGGUUUAAGAGUCUUAGCAUUUGCAACUAGGAACGCGACUGAUUCGAAGGAUGAUUUGAGUGACAGAGAACAAGUUGAAAAAGACUUAACAUUCCAAGGCUUAAUUGGUAUAUACGACCCUCCAAGAAUCGAAACUGCAGAUUCUGUUAAGAAGUGUCAUAAAGCUGGUAUUAAUGUUCACAUGUUAACUGGUGAUCAUCCAGGUACAGCUAAGGCAAUCGCUCAAGAAGUUGGUAUUUUGCCACAUAAUUUAUAUCAUUACAGUGAUGAAGUUGUCAAAUCAAUGUGUAUGACAGCUACUCAAUUUGAUGGAUUAACUGACGAAGAAAUUGAUAAUUUGCCGGUUUUACCAUUAGUUAUUGCAAGAUGUGCACCGCAGACUAAAGUUAGAAUGAUCGAUGCAUUGCAUCGUCGUAAGAAGUUCGUUGCCAUGACAGGUGAUGGGGUUAAUGACUCUCCAUCCUUGAAGAAGGCUGACGUUGGUAUUGCUAUGGGUCUUAAUGGUUCAGACGUCGCAAAAGAUGCGUCUGAUAUUGUUUUAACAGAUGAUAAUUUCGCAUCCAUUUUAAAUGCAAUAGAAGAGGGUAGAAGAAUGUCUACUAAUAUUCAAAAGUUCGUCUUACAAUUAUUAGCAGAGAAUGUUGCACAAGCAAUAUACUUAAUGGUUGGUUUAGUAUUUAUUGAUGAUUCUGGAUUUUCUGUUUUCCCAUUAUCUCCUAUUGAAGUCUUAUGGGUUUUAGUGAUUACAUCAUGUUUCCCAGCUAUGGGAUUAGGUCAAGAAAAAGCCAGUGAUGAUAUUUUAGAAAAACCUCCUAACAGCACUAUUUUUACUUGGGAAGUUAUUAUCGAUAUGCUUGCAUAUGGUCUCUUUAUGGCUAUUUCCUGUAUGUGUUGUUUUGUUAUUAUUGUCUACGGAGUUGGUGAUGGUUACUUAGGAAUUGAUUGUAAUGCAUCAGACACUCAUUGUGACUUGGUCUUUAGAGCAAGAUCAGGCUCAUUCGCCACUAUGACCUGGUGUGCUUUAAUUAUGGCAUGGGAAUGUGUCCAUCAAGAAAAUUCCUUAUUUUACAUGAGGAGAGAUACUGAUAACCCAUGGUGGAAACAAACCGCAAUCGACUUAUGGGGUAACCAAUUCUUAUUCUGGUCCGUUAUUGUUGGAUUUGUUACAGUCUUUCCUGUCGUUUAUAUUCCUGUUAUAAACAACGAUGUUUUCUUACAUAAGGGUAUUGGAUACGAAUGGGGUAUUGCUAUUGGCUUUAGUUUAUUCUUCUUACUUUCUUCAGAAACCUGGAAGUGGAUGAAGAGAAUCUACAAGCGUAAACAGGCCAAGAAAGUCGUAAACCCUGAAUAUGAUUUGGAAAGAAAUGAUCCAUUUGAAAAGUACGCAUCAUUUUCAAGGUCUAAUACUUUUGAUAAGAAUACCGUUCUUGUCUAA
Debaryomyces hansenii CBS767 is the source of this 3222-nucleotide messenger RNA. RefSeq names its product Na(+)-exporting P-type ATPase (gene ENA2). NCBI's taxonomy places the organism in Eukaryota, Fungi, Ascomycota, Pichiomycetes, Serinales, Debaryomycetaceae. Gene Ontology annotation, cellular component: plasma membrane. Gene Ontology annotation, molecular function: ATP hydrolysis activity; ATP binding; P-type calcium transporter activity. The transcript has a single exon. The record is from RefSeq and is a predicted model, not a curated record. The coding region runs from base 1 to 3222 and encodes 1073 amino acids. Gene Ontology annotation, biological process: intracellular calcium ion homeostasis; calcium ion transmembrane transport.